Ctenocephalides felis (cat flea) is the source of this 627-nucleotide messenger RNA. Its product is annotated as transmembrane protein 242. Lineage: Eukaryota; Metazoa; Arthropoda; Insecta; Siphonaptera; Pulicidae. Bases 58 to 495 code for a protein of 145 amino acids. The transcript is spliced from 3 exons. The record is from RefSeq and is a predicted model, not a curated record.
CAUGUCGCCUGUUGUGUAGGUUAGAGCGACCCGAGAGAGAAUCUAUCAAAUCUUAUAAUGGAAGACCUGGGACAAGAUAGGUUAGAUAAUAUAAAAACAAAUACGAGUGAGAAAAGCUUUAGAGCCAAAGCUGCUUUAUUUUUGGCUGGGGUGUCUGGUCUAUCAGCGAUAAUUGGGUUCAGCACAACAGUAGCUGCUGUUAAGAAACGAAAUCCCAAUACCUUUGAUCAAGGUGUAGCUGCUCAUGCCGUUAAGGGUAUGGACAGUGGAGCCCAAUUAGCAUUAAGGGCAUUGGGAUAUGGUACAGUUCUUGCUUUUACUGGUUGUGGAGUUCUUUUUUAUGGAAUUUGGAAAUUAUCUGGUGCUUCAAGCCUCUCAGAUUUCCGCCAGAAAGCAGGAUCAAUCUUGCCAAGAUUAACUCCUAUAGAACACAAGUCCAAAACAGAAUUUUCAGGGUUGAAUGAGUUGCUUAGUUAUAUUUCAAGGGAACGGUAGAAUAGGAGAUUAAUAUAAAUAAUCUUAUUGCAGAUGUAUUUAUUUGUAUUAUUAAUGCUCAGCAUUUCUGCUUUGAAAUAGUUGUCUGGAAUACAUAUAAUUUAGCAUGGAUGAUAUUAAAUAAGUCAUAAG